AUGACGUGGAAAAACUUACACGAACAAGAAAUUCUAGAUUUAUUAGAAGAUGGAAAUAUCUCAGAUAUAGGAAGCAUAGAUAAUGAUGAAGAGAUAUUCCCAAUUAACGAAUUUGAUGAAUUAAUGGACAUUUUUGAUAAUGAUGAGGAAAAUACAUCGAAUGAAGUACCUGAAAAUCUUGAAAUAUCAAAUUCACUUGUACAAUAUCAUGUUACUAAUAAAAAAGAUAUAAAAUGGGUACAACAACCAUUUGAAAACUUAAAAUUAAAUUUAGACGAUAUAGAAUCUGUAAUUGCACCAGCAUCAAUGCCUGCUCCUAUUGACUAUUUCAAUAAAUAUUUUUCAAAUGACUUCUAUGAACAAAUUGCAUAUAACACAUUAUUAUAUACAGUCCAAAAGGGAAUACAUUUUUCACCGACAAAUGCUCAAGAAAUAAAAUGUUUCAUAGCUAUUCAUAUUAUCAUGGGAACCCUUAAAUUCCCACGUGUACGUAUGUAUUGGGAGGAAGCUUACCGUAUAAAUACUGUUGCUAAUAAUAUGACUAGAGAUAGAUUUUUUCAACUUAGAUCUAAUUUUCAUAUAAUAGACAACGUUAGCAUACCACCGAAUAAUAAAGACAAAUUUAUUAAAGUCCGCCCGUUAUAUAAUUUAAUAAAAAAGCAAUGUAACAGUUUGAUCAAGGAGAGAAAUCUUAGUAUCGACGAGCAAAUGGUGCCUUUCAAGGGUAAUCUAUCAAUAAAGCAAUACAUAAAAGGUAAGCCAUGUCCAUGGGGAAUCAAAAUUUUUGUACUAGCUGGAAGUAAUGGUAUGGUGUAUGACUUCAUAUUGUACCAAGGAUCAAACACUGAAAUAAACCAAGAUUUACAAAAAAUUUUCGGAAUUGGUGGUUCUAUAGUACUACAGUUGGCCGAAGGUAUAAAAAAAAAUUCCCACUAUCUAUACUUCGACAACUUUUUUUCUUCAUAUCAAUUAUUCGAACGUUUAUAA
Molecule: messenger RNA, 987 nt
Organism: Diuraphis noxia (Russian wheat aphid)
Lineage: Eukaryota; Metazoa; Arthropoda; Insecta; Hemiptera; Aphididae
Product: piggyBac transposable element-derived protein 3-like
Source: RefSeq, a predicted model, not a curated record